UUUUGGUAGGUCAAGUUACUUUUGCAGGAAGUAAAACAAGGAUCGAUGGCACAGCGUAGUGGACAUUGAAGACAAGCUAAUUGAAAUAAUACAAUCAGCAAUACUGGAUUAAAUUUAUCUAACGAACUCUCCAGCGCCAUACCAAAACAUUGCAUAUAUUACUAAUGGCAGCGACGUUGGAUUUUAGGACCCAUGCGGACCAGUCGUGUAGAUAUUCGGAGGAGUUCGUCAACAUUUACUACGACUGCAUGGAUAAGAAAAGAAGAAACCUCACCAGACUCUACUUGGAUAAGGCAACCUUGGUGUGGAAUGGAAACACUGUGUCAGGACUAGAUGCGCUGGGAGAGUUCUUUGAGGCCCUGCCUUCCAGCGAGUUCCAAGUCCAGACACUGGAUUGUCAACCGGUUCACGAUCAAGCAACCCAAGGUCAGAUGACUCUACUUGUGGUGACUGGCGGAACAGUUAAGUUUGAAGGGAACAAGCAGCGUUUCUACAACCAGAACUUUCUUUUAACGGCUCAGGCGUCACCGAACAACGACCAGCCAGUGUGGAAGAUUGCUAGUGAUUGUUUUCGUUUUCAAGAUUGGAACAGCUGAGUGUCCUCAGCUUUUCUUUUUUUUUUAAUAUACACAGUUCAAUGUUUCAUAUGAAAGGUUUUAUUUUCAGGAAAAGCUUGAACAAUAAGGCCCAUGAUCAGAAUGGAGUGGUUUGUGUACAGUAUACAAACAUGUUCAUGAAAAUACAUGGUAAGUUUCCCCUUAUAAAGGCUAAAAAUGUGGCAUGUUUUUUUUUUUUUAACCCAUCUAUCUUGAACAAAAUAAGCUGCUCGGCAUGUGCUGUAAGUGCAAGCAAACCAUUUUUGGCAGUGUCCAAAAAUAAAACAUCUGCUCCUGG
Messenger RNA from Hippocampus zosterae (dwarf seahorse), 894 nucleotides. It is a transcript of the gene nxt2, whose product is annotated as nuclear transport factor 2-like export factor 2. The record is from RefSeq and is a predicted model, not a curated record. Gene Ontology annotation, cellular component: nuclear pore central transport channel. The transcript is spliced from 4 exons. NCBI's taxonomy places the organism in Eukaryota, Metazoa, Chordata, Actinopteri, Syngnathiformes, Syngnathidae. Bases 165 to 596 code for a protein of 143 amino acids. Gene Ontology annotation, biological process: protein import into nucleus.